Molecule: messenger RNA, 509 nt
Organism: Coffea eugenioides
Lineage: Eukaryota; Viridiplantae; Streptophyta; Magnoliopsida; Gentianales; Rubiaceae
Product: histidine-containing phosphotransfer protein 4
Exons: 6
Coding region: 1-453 (150 amino acids)
Biological process (GO): cytokinin-activated signaling pathway; phosphorylation; phosphorelay signal transduction system
Cellular component (GO): nucleus; cytoplasm
Molecular function (GO): histidine phosphotransfer kinase activity; protein histidine kinase binding
Source: RefSeq, a predicted model, not a curated record
AUGGAACGCAAUCAACUGCGACGAAAACUUGCUAAUAUGAGACAAUCUCUCUUUGAACAGGGGUAUCUAGACGAACAAUUCACUCAGCUGGAGGAGCUGCAGGAUGAUGCUAAUCCUAACUUUGUAGAAGAAGUUGUCACAUUGUUCUAUAGGGAUUCAGCCCGAACAAUCCAAAAUAUUGAGCAAGCACUGGAGAAGAACCCUCUUGAUUUCGCUCAACUGGAUAGCUACAUGCACCAGUUCAAAGGAAGCUGUUCAAGCAUUGGAGCCGUGAAGGUUAAAAGUGAAAGCACGCAAUUCAGGAAUUACUGCAAAGAAGGAAAUGCAGAAGGAUGCAGGAGAACUUUCCACCAGCUAAAGAAAGAAUAUGCUGCACUCAAAAAGAAGCUGGAGCUUUAUUUUCAGUAUGCAAGACAAGCUGGACCAGAUGAGACAGCGUGUCGCCCAAAGUAAUCUGUGAAGAAUCUUAGCAGAAGUGGGCGGACAAAUAUAUAAGUUAGCUAGCUGGU